Molecule: messenger RNA, 2163 nt
Organism: Conger conger (European conger)
Lineage: Eukaryota; Metazoa; Chordata; Actinopteri; Anguilliformes; Congridae
Gene: bzw1a
Product: basic leucine zipper and W2 domains 1a
Exons: 12
Coding region: 125-1384 (419 amino acids)
Cellular component (GO): membrane; cytoplasm
Molecular function (GO): protein binding
Source: RefSeq, a predicted model, not a curated record
CCGCACUUUGUAAUAUUUUAUUUGUAGGUGAGUUUUUUUUGUUGGAGCAGAGGUUUAGGAUCGUGUCGCAGUCAUUCUCGGUUCUCUAACUGUUUUUGCUCUGAAUUAAUUUCGGGUGUCUUUUAUGAAUAAUCAAAAGCAGCAAAAGCCAACGCUAACCGGCCAGCGUUUUAAAACUAGGAAAAGAGAUGAAAAGGAGAGAUUUGACCCUACUCAGUUUCAGGAAAGUAUUGUUCAAGGUCUGAAUCAAACUGGCUCUGAUUUGGAAGCAGUAGCAAAGUUCCUUGAUGCCUCUGGCGCCAAGCUUGACUACCGUCGCUAUGCAGAGACUCUCUUCGACAUCCUGGUGGCUGGCGGAAUGCUGGCCCCAGGUGGUACUCUGUCUGAUGACAUGACCCGGACGGAGUUCUGUCUCUUCACUGCACAAGAGGACCUGGAGACCAUGCAAGCGUACGCUCAGGUUUUUAACAAACUAAUCAGGCGUUACAAGUACCUGGAGAAAGGGUUCGAAGAGGAGAUCAAGAAGUUGCUGCUGUUUCUAAAGGGUUUCACUGAGUCGGAGCGCAACAAGUUGGCGAUGCUAACAGGCAUCCUCCUGGCCAAUGGAAACAUAUCUGCCUCCAUUCUGAGCAGUCUCUUCAACGAGAACCUUGUCAAAGAAGGCGUUUCUGCUGCCUUCGCUGUGAAACUGUUCAAAUCAUGGAUCAACGAGAAGGACAUCAACUCCGUCGCUGCCAGUCUACGCAAAGUCGGCAUGGACAACAGGCUAAUGGAGCUGUUCCCAGCCAACAAGCGGAGCUGCGAGCACUUCUCAAAGUACUUCACGGACGCCGGGCUUAAGGAGCUGUCCGACUUCGCCCGCAACCAGCAGUCCAUCGGUGCUCGCAAGGAGCUUCAGAAGGAGCUCCAGGAGCAGAUGUCCCGCGGGGACCCGUUUAAAGACAUCAUUGCCUAUGUGAAAGAGGAGAUGAAGAAGACCAGCAUCUCAGAGCAGACGAUGAUUGGCAUUGUGUGGACCAGCGUGAUGAGUUCCGUAGAGUGGAAUAAGAAAGAGGAACUGGUAACCGAACAAGCCAUCAAACAUUUGAAGCAAUACAGCCCACUCCUGAAGGCCUUCACUUCCCAGGGCCUCUCAGAACUCACCCUCCUGCUCAAAAUCCAAGAGUACUGCUAUGACAACAUCCACUUCAUGAAGGCUUUCCAGAAGAUUGUGGUGCUUCUCUACAAAGCGGACGUUUUGAGUGAGGAGGCCAUUCUGAAGUGGUACAGUGAAGCUCACAUGGCAAAGGGAAAGAGCGUGUUCCUCGAGCAGAUGAAGAAGUUCGUAGAGUGGCUGAAGAACGCUGAAGAAGAGUCCGAGUCUGAAGAGGAAGAAGCGGACUGAGGGCUGAAAUGAAUAUGUGUGUUUUAAAAUAAAGUAGCAGCAGGAGCAGUAGAAUGUUUUGUUACAGAAGUGCUUGUCUUUCUAUUUUUUUUUUUCUAUUUUUUUUUUUUUUUUUUGUUUUCUAUUCUACCUCCUAUAUUUUCUGCCGUAACAUUUAGAUGUAAUUUAAGGGCUUGGUCAUCCCAGUGAUUUUAACUCCCUGUUUUCUAAAGCUAAUAAAGUUUACACUCGUAUAGCAUCAGUGGUUGAACCCAAUGACUAUGAACUCGCAUUUGGAAAUCCUGACUGAUUGACCCUGGCCGAUGCAUUUUCUUUUUCUUUUUCUGCCUCUCACCCCCCCCCCCCCCCCAAAACAUUCCAUUUGAAUUACAACUCCUGGCACCCUCAAUCUCAAAAUUACGGUUUCUAACAAGUUGGAGUCAGCUUGGGUGUUUUGAGCGAUUAUGAGUAUGCCUUCAAGUGUUAAGAGGCACUUUAUCAUUUAUGUAAUUGCCUUUUUUUGCCAAAGGAAGUAGGCCCUGCUUUAUUUUUAAACCAGAUUUAAGUAUUUCCCCCUCCCCGAUUUUGACACCACUGUACAAAAGAAAUUAUGCGGCAGUUUAACAAGGCACUGCUGACGGAGAGCUGCUAUUGAGGAGCUGCCAUUUUGACGCUUUUCUUAACCUGCAGUGCCAGCUCAAUGGUUAAUAUUGAUCUUGUUUUUUUUUUGUUUUGUUUUUUUUCCCCUUAUACCCGAAUAUAAAUUUGACUUUUUAAGAAAAUAAAGAGAAUCAAAGUAA